Molecule: messenger RNA, 5400 nt
Organism: Folsomia candida
Lineage: Eukaryota; Metazoa; Arthropoda; Collembola; Entomobryomorpha; Isotomidae
Exons: 3
Coding region: 1-5400 (1799 amino acids)
Biological process (GO): DNA integration
Molecular function (GO): nucleic acid binding; zinc ion binding
Source: RefSeq, a predicted model, not a curated record
AUGUGGCCGUUUGGAGCAAAGAAGUCUCCAGUUCCGUCCACGUUAUCAAGUUACGCUCGGCGAAGGGCGCAAGCGAAGGCCGAGUUGCAAAAGAAGAUUGCAAUCUUGGACAAGGAAGUUAUUGAUCUGCAAGAGUCAAUGCAGAUUACUCAAUGUGAGAUCGAGUCGUUUGAAGAAGAAGUAAAGAGGAAGGCGGACAUUUGUGAGCCGACUCAUCCCCUCCACAACCCAGAAGAACUUGUUAAGUUACACCAAGAAAUUGCUAGAACUAGCUAUGAAUUGGCUGAUAAGAAAAAAAUUGAUGAGCAAGAAGAACAAUAUCUCGGCUCAGAUGAAGAAUUAAGUGAUCCUGAAGAGGAAGAAAUGAGAAAAUUAAGAAAAGAGUUUCAAGAUUGGAAAAGUGGGUGUGGUGUGAGUGCGCCGACCAUUAAAGACGGAUAUUCUCAUGCAAAAAGUGAGUUUAUUUCUAAUCCCACUUCCGCUAUGGAUUCUAUUGUGCAGUCGUUACAAACUCAGAAUCAAGCAUUAAUGAAAGUUUUAAGAAAUAAUCAGCCAUCCCAGUCAUUAACAGAUAAGCUGCUCGUUCGACAGUCGAUUGGACGAGACUUGCCGCUUUUCAGUGGAAGACCUGAAGAGUGGCCUUCUUUCAUCGCCACGUUUAAGAGGACGACUUCAUCCUGUGGGUUUACGGACGCUGAGAAUGUGGAGCGGAUCCGAAAGUGCCUGAGAGGAGAUGCAGCCAAGAGUGUCGAGUGUCUUCUCGUCUCGCCGCAGUCCCUCCCCAAAGUCCUGCAAAUUCUGGAGGAGAAGUUUGGUCAGUCAGAAGUCAUCAUAAGGUCAAUGGUGGCGAAAGCAAAAGUAGUCCCUUCAGUAAAAGAAGAAAAGCCACAAACAAUGAUCGAUUUUGGGACAACUGUUGUAAAUUUAGUUGCAACAAUUAAGAAUUUGGGCGAGCUGGAGCAUCUGAGGAAUCCAGUAUUGACACAUGAGCUGGUGGAGAAGUUACCCUCACAUUUUAGGAUCAGUUGGGAGGAGUCAGUCGUUGCUCUUACCCAUAAAUCAACACUUGAAGAUUUUGCAGAAUGGGUUGAAGCCCGGGUGAAGAUAGCAUGCAGAAUGUGUCCCCCGAAACCGGCUGAAAAUCCCAGUAAGAAAGAAGAGAAUAAGAAGUCUCACGCCAAAGAAGCGAAGGAGACAGAAGAAGGUAUGUGUACCACUGCUGGUCUUUUUAGUGGUCAAGAUAAGAAGAUUCCCUGUCCAUUCUGUAAGAAGACCAACCAUAUGGGCAGAGAUUGCUACCGUGCCGAGAAGAUGACAUGGGAAGAGAAAAGUAAAGUGCUGCGUGAAGGUCGUCUGUGCUUCCGGUGCUUCACUUCCGGUCAUCGUAAGGACUCGUGCAAGGUGAAAAUUAAGUGUGCGAUUUGUAAUGGACCUCACGUUAAGUCAAUGUGUGCAGAGCUACCAUCGAAUCAAAGAAGAAUUCGAAAUGAAGAAGUACAUGAAGAGGAGCAUGCUGUUAACACGACAGCAAAUAACUCCAACCAUACUUGCCGAGGAGAUGUUUUGUUGAAAACGGUCGUUGUUCGAGCCAUUGGUCCAAAGGGGUCAAGUUUAGUCAGGCUGCUGUUCGACGAAGGAAGUCAACUCAGCAAUAUAGGAAGUGCAACAGUGAACAAGAUCGGAAGUCGGCAAGUUGGCGAAGAGUGGUCCCGUAGUGUUCUGUUCGGAGGUGACGUCACUCAAGCGAAGAAAGUGAAGAAGUUUGAAGUGAAGUUGGAAAGUUUAGACGGGAAAUUCAGCGAGAAGUUAGUCUUAAAUGAAACCCCCGUAAUUUGUGGCACGCUCCCUCGAAUACCACACGGACCAUGGGUGCAAGAGCUCAAAAAGAAGAAGAUUUGGAUCAGUGACCUGGAGCAGCGUUCUCUCGAGUCAACUGAUGUCGAGAUACUUGUCGGAAGCGACUACUGGGGGAAGCUGGUGACAAGCAAGCCGUUACAAGUAUUUCAAGACUUAAAUGCAGUCAAGACCAAGUUUGGAUGGACUUUGAGCGGCCCACUUUCAAGAAAAGCAAGCCAAGCAAGUGUAGCUGAUUUAUGGGAUCUUGAAACGAUUGGAAUUCGAGAUCCAGCUGAAACUAAGACGAAAGAAGAAAAUGAUCGAGAAGCUAAAGAAAGCUUUAUUAAGACCAUUUCAAGAAAAGAGGACGGACGUUAUGUCGUGUCAUUACCGUGGCUGGGGACUGGGCAAGAAAUCCCGAAUAACAAGACCACGGCUGAGAAGAGAUUGGUGAAUGCUACCAAUAAAUUAAGUGCAAAAGUUUCAGAUACAAAUAAGAAGAAUAAGUGUUAUUACCUUCCUCAUCGGCCGGUGUUCAAACCGGACAGUUUGACCACGCCGGUCCGCCCCGUCUUUGAUGCAUCGUGUAAGACGGGACGAGCACCAUCAUUGAAUGAAAGUCUGGAGAAAGGACCGAACCUGAUGGAAUUAAUUCCCUCCAUCUUGCUUCGAUUCCGGGAAAAGAAGAUCGGUGCAGUAUCCGACAUCAGAAAAGCGUUCCAGAUGAUUGAAGUUAAAGAAGAAGAUCGCGACUUCCUCCGUUUCCUAUGGUGGGAGGACGCGACUCAAGAAAAGUUAAAAGAAUUAAGGCAUAAGCGGGUUGUGUUUGGAGUUAAUUGCAGCCCGUUCAUCCUGGCUGCCGUGCUGGAAAAACACCUCAAAUCGGUGAAAGAAGAUCUCCAGCCAUUAUCAAGUAAAUUGUUGGGGUCUCUUUAUGUCGACAACUGUGUGACGUCAUUGGACACUUUUAAAGAAUAUGAGAAUUUCAAGACUUUGUCCACCGAGAUCCUCAAGGACGCGAAAAAGGAUUUGCGUCAAUGGAAGCACACCGCUGUGGGGACAUCCGGAAUCGAGUUCAACCCUUACUGCGGAUUGGAUGGCGACAGUGAUGGUGCUCCAAAGGAUUCAAGUUUCAAAACCACAACAAUGGUUUUGGGUCUCGUGUGGGAUAAAGAAGAGGAUACCUUAACCUGCAAGAUAAAGAAUGCAGAUUUGCCAGAUAAGUUGACCAAGAGGGAAAUCUUGUCAAGAGUUCCAAAGAUUUAUGACCCAAUUGGCUUCACAAGUCCAGCCACCCUACAGCCGAAGAUUCUACUGCAAGACGCCUGGGCGCAGAAAUUAGAAUGGGAUAAGGAGUUGCCUCAAGAAAUGCAACAGAAGUUUACGAGCUGGUGUGAAGAAAUUCAGUGUUUGGCAAAGAUAAAGAUACCAAGAUGGGCAUUACUUUCAGCAAGUCUGCUCGAAGAUUUACAAUUUCAUGUUUUUUGUGAUGCUAGCCAAGUAGCAUGCGCCAGUGUCGUGUAUGUACGAAUUGGAGAGAAGGUCCAAGUCCACCUCCUCCAAGCCAAGUCCCGAGUCGCACCACUUAAGAAGAUGACGAUCCCAAGAUUGGAGUUGCUGGGAUGCACAAUUGCGGCUCGUAUGAUGAAGUCCGUCGCCGACGCUUUAUCACUGGACGGUGUGACCACCACUUUCUGGACGGAUUCCACAACCGCGUUGGCGUGGAUCCAGCGAAAUGAUGAUUGGGGUACCUUCGUGGGGAAUCGAGUACGAAGUAUCCUGAAGUUGACAAGUGCUGAGAAUUGGAGACACGUUCCCGGUGUCCUGAACCCAGCGGACCUCCCUUCCAGAGGAUGCGACUCACGAGAGCUUCUGGAAUCGAAAUGGUGGGAGGGACCCGACUGGCUAAAAGAAGAAGAAGAUAAGUGGCCAACCCGAGAAGUUGACCAGAAUGAAGCAGAAGUUGCUGCAGAAAAGAAAGCAACUAAGACCCAGAUGACCACUUCAAGUCAAGUAGCAGAGUCGUGGUAUUUGAAGCGAUUCUCAAGUUUUAAGAAGAAUGUUCGGGUCAUCGGAUGGAGAAGAAGAUUCGUGGAGAAUGCAAGGACAUCUUCACAAGCAAGACUCAGUGGUCCACUUCAAAUUGAAGAGAUCAACAAUGCUGAGAAAUGCAUUAUAAAGAUGAUACAAAAAGAAGUCUUCGGUGGAGUAAAUCCUAUCGGUGGAAUGGAAACUGUGGUGGACGAAGAUGGAAUCAUCCGAGUGGUGACCAAAUUAUUCCACUGUCAAGAACCGGAAGGAUUCCGAAGACCAAUGCUGUUACCGAAGUCUCAUCCAGCUGUAGAAAUGCUGAUUCGAGAAUCUCACUUGGAGAAUUCUCAUGCUGGAGCCCAAUUCCUCAUGGGAAAAUUAAGAGAAGAAUAUUGGAUUCUCCAAGGGAGACAAGCAAUUAAGAAAGUGAUCUCGUCAUGCGUAAGAUGCAGGCGAUUUAGUGCCAAGGAGCCAACGGUGCCACGAGGACAACUUCCAGACAACAGAGUGAAGAUGGGGAAAGUAUUUGAAGUUAUCGGAGUCGAUUACGCCGGCCCCCUCUACUUAAAGGACAAGAGUAAAGUUUGGUUUUGUCUCUUUACGUGUGCGGUGUAUCGAUGUGUCCACCUGGAAGUUGUCAACUCUUUGUCGACGGAGGCGUUCAUCAUGACGCUGGAUCGCUUCAUCGCAAGGAGAGGGCGCCCAUCCGUGAUUUACAGCGACAAUGGUACCAACUUUGUUGGAGCUGUAAAUUUAUUCAAGAAUAUUGACUGGUCUCAGGUUGAGAAAGAAACUGAGACGAAACGAAUCAAGUGGAUUUUUAAUCCGCCAUCGUCGCCUUGGUGGGGAGGAUGGUGGGAGCGGCUCGUCAAGACGGUCAAAGACCUUAUCAAGAGGAUGCUCGGGAAUGCAAGAUUGAAUUUUGAGCAGUUGUCGUCUUGUCUUUGUUCCGUAGAAGCAACGGUGAAUGGACGGCCGCUCACAUUUGUUACAGAAGAUCCGAUGGAUUUAAUUCCCAUUACUCCUGCAAUGUUUAUUCAGGAUGUCCAAGACACGAGUUAUCCCGAGCUCGGAUUAUUGGAUGGGGACAUUUUAAGGAAGAAAAAUCAAGACAUGCAAGUUUUAAGGGGACAGCUUCGAGAGAGGUUUAGAAAAGAAUACCUCAGCCAACUCGUCCAGCGUGGAAGCGAGAAGGGAUCAAGACAAUUCAAGAUCAACGAGUUGGUUCUUGUCGGGAGUGACAACAAGAAGCGUGUCGAAUGGCCCUUAGGAAGGAUUAUUGAGCUUAUGGCAGGGAAGGAUGACAAAGUUCGAGUUGCCCGAGGCAGGACUCGUACAGGAAUCUUCGUUCGACCACUGCAGCGGUUGUACUCGUUGGAAAUCAGCGAUCCAGUUACAGCAUUUCCAGAGUUAAGUCAAGACGCCAAGAAAGAAGAACAGAAGUCAAAAGAGAAGAUAGAAGCCGUCGUGCGAACCAAGAAAGGAAGAGAAGUCAAGAAGCCUCAUCGAUAUGGAAAGUGCAGCGAUGAGUGA